CCUGCUUGCUUUCUACCAUGAGUAAAACUCUUCAAAUCCAAUGUCUGUUUUACAAAAGAUGUGAGCGAUGAAGUGUUGCUACAAUCUCAUCAAAAGUGCUUGAGAUACAUUUGAGAACAAAUUUGAGUGUAUUCUGGAUCUCAUAAUAUUUGGUAUUGUAUCUGGUGGUUAAUGCUGAUGAUAACUUCCUCAUCUCAUAACAGUACUGAGGAUUUGGCAACCAUUUACUCAUGAGAACUACUACACCUAUACACGACACUUAAAAUGCUUACAAACCUGUGCUGCUUCAUCUUGUUUUUUAUAACAGAAGUUUCAGGUGUGUUUGGUCCAGAUGAAGUGAAGUCAGUGUCAGUGUUGGAGGGAGAUUCUGUUACUCUACACACUGAUAUUACUGAAAUACAAAGACAUGAUCAGAUACUGUGGAUGUUUGGCCCUAAAGAGACUCGUAUAGCUGAAAUCUAUAAGCAAGGCAUUGAUAUGUUUAACAGUAAUGAAACAUUUGGACACAUGAGACUUUUACUGGACAGUCAGUCUGGAUCUCUCACCAUCAAAAACAUCAGAACUGAACACACUGGACUUUAUAAACUACAGAUUCGAAGUGACAGAGGAAAUUCAGACAAGAGAUUCAGUGUUACUGUCUAUGCUCCUUUGCCCGUUCCUGUCAUCAUCAGAGGCUCAUCACAAUGUCCUUCAUCAUCAUCGUCAUCAUCAAGUUUAAAUUGUUCCUUGCUAUGUUCAGUGUCAAAUGUAACAGAUGUCAGUCUGUCCUGGUACAAAGGAAACAGUUUAUUGUCCAGCAUCAGUGUGUCUGAUCUCAACAUCAGACUCUCUCUACCUCUGGAGGUUGAAUAUCAGGACAACAACACAUACAGAUGUGUACUCAACAAUCCCAUCACAAACCAAACUCAACAUCUCAACAUUACUGAACUCUGUCAGCUGUGCUCAGAUUCUGUGGAGUUUUCCAGUCAUCUGAAGAGAGUGAUUCCCUCAUUGGUUUAUGCUCUGGUGGGUGUGGCUGCUGUCGCUCUAUUGGUUUGUUAUGUAAGAUCCAAACAGAAGGCAAAAUUACAAACACAAAUAUAUAUGAACUUGAAGUUGAAAAAUAAAAAAUAA
Molecule: messenger RNA, 1113 nt
Organism: Paramisgurnus dabryanus
Lineage: Eukaryota; Metazoa; Chordata; Actinopteri; Cypriniformes; Cobitidae
Product: CD48 antigen-like
Source: RefSeq, a predicted model, not a curated record